CAUCUCUACAACAUAUUGUGAAGAAAGGCUCUAGAAGAUCAUAGUGCUAUAAGCAAUCUCAUCAAUUCGUCAUGGAUCAAGAAGAAUCCAUCAGAAUUCUGUCUGACAGAAUUCUAUAUUUCGAAUUCUUUGGUGGUGGUGGUAGUACACAAAAGCGAACCAAGGGUGACGCCUUAACUUAUCUUAAGCAAGUUAAGGAUGUGUUCGGAGAUGAAGGGGAAAAGUACAUUAGGUUCCUUGACGUCAUGAAAGAUUUCAAGGCUCAAAGGAUUGAUGUUGCUGGCGUGAUUGGGAGUGUGAAGGAGUUGUUUAAAGGACACCCUAAUUUAAUCCAAGGAUUUAAUACAUUCUUGCCAAAGGGCUGUGAAAUUAGCCUCACUGGAGAAGAUGAGGCUCCACCAAAAAGGACACUUGAGUUUGAUGCUGCUUUCAGUUUUGUGAAUAAAGUUAAGAAACGGUUUCAAAAUGAUGAUAGUGUUUAUAAAUCUUUCCUAGACAUCUUGGAGAUGUACCGAGACGAACACAGGGGGAUAACUGAGGUCUACCAAGAGGUUGCAACACUUAUUGGUGAUCAUGUCGAUCUUCUCGAUGAGUUUACCAGAUUUCUCCCUGUUACUGCUGCGGCAUAUGCUUCAGAGAGGGGUGCUCAUUAUUCACAUAAUUAAGUUAGGCUGCUUUUUUCUUUUAAUAAAUGUUCUUGUUUGAGAUCAAUAUGCAGAAUAUUUCUUCCAAUUUUUGGAGUAGUAGUGAAUUGAUGGAUGAUGUGUUGAUUCCUUGUUCUGGAUGACUUUUUGUACUGGAUGCCCAAGUGAUCUGUAAUGUUUUUGUACAUGGUUUAUGUGUACAGGCAAACUCCUUAUACAGAUAGUAAUGGGCUCACAAGACUCAA
Messenger RNA from Salvia hispanica, 889 nucleotides. RefSeq names its product paired amphipathic helix protein Sin3-like 3. Gene Ontology annotation, cellular component: histone deacetylase complex; chromatin. NCBI's taxonomy places the organism in Eukaryota, Viridiplantae, Streptophyta, Magnoliopsida, Lamiales, Lamiaceae. The record is from RefSeq and is a predicted model, not a curated record. Gene Ontology annotation, molecular function: transcription corepressor activity. Gene Ontology annotation, biological process: negative regulation of transcription by RNA polymerase II.